AGUCGGAUUUCAUUUUCAGCUGACAAUUUCAACAACCAUUGCAAUAUUGCAUAGUGCCUUCACCUCCGGCUUUCACAGUACUAACACUCCCUAGUCCCAAGUCCCAAAUCCCAAAUCGAAGCUGCUCUCUGCCUCUCCGGCCUCCGCCAGUCCGCCGCACUCUACGUCUCCUAUCGGCUGUCUCCAUCUCAAUCCUCAUUCGACCUCAUUUCUCACUUCAUCAGUUCAUCACUGCCGUGCUGGUUUAUCGCUGCCGAGUGUCGAAGACGAAGCACCAAUCACUGCUCAUCUCUGGCUCGCUUAGGGGCUUAUGUGUAUGCUGGUGGUAUUGAAUGGCGAUUGAGAAGAAUAACUUUAAGGUUUCGAGAUUUGAUUCAGAGUUUUCGCAGCUGAAUUAACCCCAAAAAGUAUCAAAAUAGUCAAAUUCCAAUGAAGACUGUCACAGGCCAAGUGGUAUCAACAAAGCCAGUCUCUCUAUCUUCAGCAGCCAAAAACCUCUCCGCCUUUGCCUCCCUGGAAGAGGAGAACGGAGCUUCCGAUGCCGUCCGCGUGUAUCUGAAACGCGCUUCUGAUGCCUUCAACAACUUGGUUCAAUUCCACAAGGAGCUAAAAGCGCCCCAUUCGAAUCGCAAACGUAAGGCAUCUCAACCUCUUGUUGUUGAUACAAAGAUUGAAACUUUAGCCACCGUUGACAAAAACCCAGAUGAAGAAAAGAUCAAGAAUGUGAAAAGUAAGGGCAAGCGGAAGAAAAAUCGCGAAUUAGAGGUAAAUGAUGAAGAACCGUUAAAGAUUGAGAAGGAUAAAGGAAGGAUUGAUGAAGUUAACGCCGUGAAAAGGUCGGAAAAGAAGGAAAAACAUAAGAAAAAUCGCGAAUUUGAGCCUAGCACUGAAGGCUUGUUGAAGAUUGGCCAAGAAGCAGAUAGGCUUGACAAAGUUAAGGUACAGAGAAGUUCGGACAAGAACAGAAAAGAUAAGAGAGCUGGCCAAUCGGAGUUAAGGAAUGAGGAGAGAGAACAAAUUGAGCACAGCCCUGAUGGGGUUGGGGAGGAAAGGAAAAAGAAGAAACAUGACAAGAUUGUGAGAGGUGAAGAUACAGAGGAAAGAGAUGAGGGUAGGAAUAAGGCUAAGCAAGAGAUUGUGGAAGUUGAAAGGAACAUUAUUGAUGGAGUUGAAGGUGAAAGUGUGAAGAGGAAGGAUAAGAAGAAGAAAAAGAAGGAUGAGGGUGAGGAGGAUGGAGAAAAUGUUGGCAAAAAAGGAAAGAAAAAUAGCCAAUCGGAGGUGAGGAGUGAGCAGAGAGAACAGAUUGAGCGAAGCCCUGACAGUGGGGUUGGGGAGGAAAGGAAAAAGAAGAAACAGGAGAAGAUUGGGAGAGGUGAAGAUAGAGAGGAAAUAGAUAAGGUUAAGAAUAAUACUAAGCAAGAGAUUGUGGAAAUUGAAAGAGACAUGGAUGGAGUUGAAGGUGUCAAGAGAGAGAUACGGGAGAAACUUGAGGUUAUAAAAAUGUAUAAUUCAGUUGAGAAAAUGCUAGAUGAGGAAUUUCUACUAGUAGAUAAGAAUUUCGCGCUUAAACGCGAUUCAAAUUCGAAUUUGUCACCAUUAAUGGCAUGCCCAAAAAGUCUUCAAACCUAUACCUCUAGCUUACCUUCAUUUUCAACCCAUCUUAUCACCAACUACCAGCCGUUUCUCUUCUCUUCAAGCUCGUUCCUCUGGUGCAAGAAGAAGCAGAGACCGCUGCCAUUCCAAGCUUCUAACAGCCUUCCAUCCUCAGCCAUUCACACCCCAAUCUUCAAGCUUCCAUUUCCGGCUUCCACCUCCAUUCUUGGCUGCUGUCUCGACCAAGCAAGGAGGAGGAAGAUCGCUGCUGCUGCUGCCGGCGUUGCGUCGGACCAGGGGAGAAGGAGAAACCAGCUGCCAUUUUUCUUUCCUCCAACCACAGAACCUUCCAAGCUGACUCAAAAACCCCAGUCCCAAGCUUCUUUUCACCUUAACGUUUGCUGCUGGGUUGCUGCUGUGGGUGGUUAG
Messenger RNA from Coffea eugenioides, 2022 nucleotides. RefSeq names its product golgin subfamily A member 6-like protein 22. The transcript is spliced from 4 exons. Bases 430 to 2022 code for a protein of 530 amino acids. Lineage: Eukaryota; Viridiplantae; Streptophyta; Magnoliopsida; Gentianales; Rubiaceae. The record is from RefSeq and is a predicted model, not a curated record.